AAUGUAUAUAGCAUCAGUCUCACCUCUCAACAUAACCUAGAUUUGAGUAAGAGCUGAGAGAUUUCUUCAAAUGGUGAGAAAAUCAAUGGAUCUCAUUGAGAAAGAGAGUGGGGAGGAGUUGUUCCAUGCUCAAGCUCAUAUAUGGAACCAUAUAUUUGGCUUCAUAAACUCUUAUUCACUUGGAUGUGCAGUUCAGCUAGGUAUACCAGACAUUGUUCACAACCAUCACCAACCCAUCACCCUCUCUGAACUGGUCAUGAAGCUUGCCAUCCCAAAGACCAAGACUGCUUGUCUGUUUUGCCUCAUGCGCUUAUUGGUGCACUCUUGUUUCUUUGCAACUCGAGAAGUCUGCAAAUAUCAGGAAGAAGAAGAAGAAGGGUAUGUGCUCACACCUUCUUCUAGGCUUCUCCUUAAGGAUAAUUCCAAGAGUUUGUCACCCUUCGUGCUAGCAAUGCUUGAUCCGAUAUUGGUGACACCUUGGAAUUUCCUUGGUGCUUGGUUCCAGGGGGAUGGUCUUAAUCCAUUUGAGACCGCACAUGGAAGGAAGUUAUGGGAGUAUGCAGGAGAAGACAUUGAGUUCAACAAAUUCUUCAACGAAGCAAUGGCAAGCGAUGCUAGAUUGGUGAUGAGUGUGGUUGUUACAGAGUGUAAGGUUGUGUUUGAAGGGUUAAAGUCAUUGAUUGAUGUAGGAGGUGGCACUGGAAUUGUGGCUAAGACCAUUGCUGAAACCUUCCCAAGCUUGAAAUGUUCAGUGUUUGACCUACCACAUGUGGUUUCUACUUUGGAAGGCAAUGAGAACCUAAAUUAUAUUGCAGGUGACAUGUUUGAGUCAAUCCCUCAUGCAGAUGCAGUUCUACUCAAGUGGAUUCUACAUGACUGGAAUGAUGAGCAAUGCAUAAAGAUGUUGAAGGGAUGCAAAGAAGCGAUCUCAAGAGGGGACAUGAAAGGAAACUCGGGGAAGGUGAUCAUCAUAGACAUGGUGGUUGAAGAUAGGAAGGUAAAGCAUAAGUCAACAGAAACCCAGCUCUUCUUUGAAAUGUUAAUGAUGACUAUGAAUGAUGGAAAAGAAAGGACCGAGAAAGAAUGGGAGAAGCUUUUCUUGGAGUCAGGAUUUACUCGCUAUAAGAUCACUCCUCUCUUGGGCUUGAAGUCUCUCAUUGAAGUCUACCCUUAGUAGGCUCUACAUGAAUUGGUGGUUAUAAGGUUUUUUGGUCAAAACAUUUUAGAUGUUGU
This is a messenger RNA of Telopea speciosissima, 1233 nucleotides long. Its product is annotated as trans-resveratrol di-O-methyltransferase-like. Gene Ontology annotation, molecular function: O-methyltransferase activity; protein dimerization activity; S-adenosylmethionine-dependent methyltransferase activity. Gene Ontology annotation, biological process: methylation. The record is from RefSeq and is a predicted model, not a curated record. Bases 71 to 1174 code for a protein of 367 amino acids. NCBI's taxonomy places the organism in Eukaryota, Viridiplantae, Streptophyta, Magnoliopsida, Proteales, Proteaceae. The transcript is spliced from 3 exons.